AUGAGUGAAAACAAAUCCAGGGACGAGCUUGAUACGUCUGUUGGUGCUCAUAGGACGUCGAACGUCAGUCCACAAGGCAUUCCAGUCGUUCCUCCACGGCCAAAAUCAAAAAAUCGUACUAAGUCCACCACGUCACUAGCGUCAAAUUCCUCCAACAAGAUUUCAGAGCGAGAAAUUGAGCCUGCCACCAGGGAUGAGAUUGAAGAUAAUUGUAAGAAUGAGGAACCAGAAUUGGAAUUAUUGGAUGCUUAUGGUGUACAACCAGAGGAUCACAAAGAGGAAGAAGCGGAGGCUGACCCUGUCAAAAGGAGCUCCGAUAUAUCACAUCAAUCUGUUCCUUCUGGUGGGUCCUCAAAUGACAAUCAAGUGGAAGAUAUUCCUAUGAAUUACCAAACAAAUGACCAGGAGGCUAUUGAUGGUGACAAAACACCUGGCAAUUCCAACACUAGAGCGUCCUUCAAGGAGGACAUAGAUGAAACGAAUGAAAGCGAGAAUGAGGCUUCAAGCUUUAAUGAUGACAUGGAGACUGUGUUGCAAGAAAGCCACGAGUCCAACGACGAUGUCUCCAACAACUCGGACGAUGCGGGGUCAAUUUUGCAGGAAACACCCCUCGUGCAGACGCAGGAAGUCUCUGCCGGACUUUCAGAAAGCCUCGAGACAAAUGAAGUUGAUAAGGGGGUUGAUUCAAGUGAAAUUAAACAGCUGAUCGAAGUUAAUGAUACCCCCAAAGAAGGUGGUGCCGAUGAACGUGCUACAAAUUUUGACAACGAAACCCCUAUAACUACAGUCAAGUCACUUGAGCAGACCAAGGAGGCUUCAAAUCAAGACAAUGAGAAGUUGGCUAUAGCCGUUGGCGCAACUCCAGUGAUACCGGCGCGUCCAGUUCGCAAACCAAAGACAGUCCGCCCUUCCCUAAGCUCGGAGGAAGCGAGAAAAUCGUCACCACCCAGUGGUGACGAUACGACGCAAAAAGUUGAGUCAAAUAAUAGUGCUGAGACCCUACCUCCAACCGAAACGGCGGCUCAAGAAGCGACUGAAAGUUUGUUAAGUGAUGUCGUCGAACCGAAAGCGGAAAAGUCGCCAAAUGAAGACCUAGUUCCCAAAAUUCCAGCAAGACCAAGACCAAACAGGAAACAAUCUGAAUCAAAAGUCACUCCCAAAGCCCCCCCUCCAAAGCCAAAGAAGUUGUCAAGUAAAAUUGAAGCAUUCCAACAACAACUAUUCAACUCUUCUUCUUCUUCGAAUCAUGGACCGGCUCCAAAGCAUGCAUCUGGAUGUGAAAGUAACGAUGAAGUCGACAGUGCUCCAAAACAGUCAUCUGUGCACAGGAGAGUUUUUGAAUCAAAUGGAAUACCACUACCCGGUAUGUUUAACCCUGCACUUCGUCCAGUGGUGACAGAGUCAAGUGCUAAAGAGGAACUGCCCAAAGAAUCCAAGGCAACAAAAAGAGUGCGAGGUCCAAAGGGCAAAAGGUUGCCUCAAGCUGUUGCCAAUGCAAAUGUUGUUUCAGAGAAAAGCAGAACUUUAGAAAAGGGAAACUUGUGGUCAUUCACGUUUGAAAAGGUGCAUGGCGGAGACGGAUCUCCAGAAAUAGGUACUGAGGUUCUUAUGCGCGACAAAGUUUUCGAGAAUAACGACAAACUUGCUGAAGUGUCAGCAUCUACUGGCCUGCCAGCACAAAUAAUUGAGGGUUCAGCCGAGAAUAAUCUGCUGGUGAGCUUGAUAUCAGAGAACAAUGGUGCUCACACGGCUCAAGAUAUAUACCCAGAUUCAGAUCAACAAACGAACUUUUCAGAGGCGGGAGAAAGUAACGAGGCGUGA
Lodderomyces theae is the source of this 1821-nucleotide messenger RNA. RefSeq lists its product as uncharacterized. The coding region runs from base 1 to 1821 and encodes 606 amino acids. Lineage: Eukaryota; Fungi; Ascomycota; Pichiomycetes; Serinales; Debaryomycetaceae. The record is from RefSeq and is a predicted model, not a curated record. The transcript has a single exon.